Molecule: messenger RNA, 4388 nt
Organism: Stegastes partitus (bicolor damselfish)
Lineage: Eukaryota; Metazoa; Chordata; Actinopteri; Pomacentridae
Gene: gusb
Product: glucuronidase, beta
Exons: 12
Coding region: 96-2060 (654 amino acids)
Biological process (GO): carbohydrate metabolic process
Molecular function (GO): carbohydrate binding; beta-glucuronidase activity
Source: RefSeq, a predicted model, not a curated record
ACUCACGUGGCUGACUUAGCAACAACAACCGCGUAGUUCCUGCGGUAGUGGGGAGCAGUGGAGCCGUUCAGGGUGUUUUACCUGAAAGACUCGGGAUGUUCCGUGUUUUGUGGCUGGUUGCCGUGUUGGACGCGGUGGUCCCGCUGGACGCCGGCAUGCUCUUCCCCCGGGAGUCCUCCUCCAGGGAGCUGAAGGAGCUGAACGGGCUGUGGCAGUUCAGGGCUGACAGGUCCGCUAACAGGAACCAGGGCUUCGAGAGAGCCUGGUACAAAAGUCGGCUGGCUGAGACUGGUCCAGUGAUUGACAUGCCAGUUCCUGCCAGCUUCAACGACAUCACACAGGACCCCUCACUGAGAGACUUCAUCGGCUGGGUGUGGUAUGAGCGAGAGGCGGUGGUGCCUUCCCGCUGGAUCACAGACCAGGGAACCAGAGUAGUCCUCAGAGUGGGAAGUGCUCACUAUAAUUCAGUAGUGUGGGUGAAUGGGCAGAAGGUGAUGGAGCAUACAGGUGGCCAUCUUCCUUUUGAGGCAGAGAUAGGCAGUUUAAUCCGCAAGGACCCGACGAUGACAUGCCGGAUCACCAUCGCUGUCAACAACACACUGACUCUGGAGACGCUUCCUCCAGGAACCAUCCAGCACAUGAGCGACCGCUCCAAGUAUCCUGAUGGGUUUUUUGUGCAGAACAUCUACUUUGACUUCUUCAACUACGCUGGGAUACAUCGUUCUGUUCUUCUGUACACUACUCCUAAGGCAUAUGUGGAUGACAUCACAGUGGUGACUGACUUCCUGGAUAACACUGGUCUUGUCAGAUACAACAUAUCAGUCCAAGGUGCUGCCGCAGCCACCAUGAAGGUUACUUUGAUGGACAAAGACGGUCACUGUGUGGCCUCCUCCAACGAGGCGUCUGGAGUGCUCAAGGUGGUCGAUGUCAAGCUGUGGUGGCCGUACUUGAUGCACGAGAAUCCAGGUUAUCUUUACUCUAUGGAGGUUCGCCUAAUGGCAGGCGAUGAGAGAGCAACAUAUGAGGAUGUGUAUGCUCUACCAGUGGGCAUCCGCACAGUCAAAGUCACCAACACCCAGUUCCUCAUCAACAACGAGCCCUUCUAUUUCCACGGAGUCAAUAAGCACGAGGACUCUGAUAUUCGAGGUAAAGGCUUUGACUGGCCUCUAAUCGUGAAGGACUUUAACUUGAUAAAGUGGUUGGGGGCCAACUCUUUCCGUACCAGCCACUACCCCUACGCUGAGGAGAUUCUGCAGAUGUGCGACCGCCAUGGCAUCGUGGUGAUAGAUGAGUGUCCGGGGGUGGGCAUCAAAGACAUUCGCAGUUUUGGAAACGCCUCUUUGGCCCACCACCUGGAUGUCAUGGACGAGCUGGUACGUCGGGACAAGAACCAUCCUUCUGUGGUCAUGUGGUCUGUAGCCAACGAGCCCGCUGCAGAGAUGAAACCUGCUGAAUUUUAUUUCAUGACUUUGAUAAAGCAUACCAAAGCUCUGGACCCGACCCGGCCCGUCACCUAUAUCACAGACAGUAACUAUGCCCGGGACAAAGGGGCUCCCUAUGUGGAUGUGGUGUGUGUAAACAGCUACUUCUCCUGGUACCAUGAUCCAGGUCACUUGGAGGUCAUCCCUAUUCAGCUCAACGCUCAGUUUGAGAACUGGUAUGGAAAGUACCAGAAACCCAUCAUCCAGAGCGAAUAUGGAGCGGAUGCGGUGUCGGGGCUUCACAGUGAUCCACCCAUGAUGUUUACUGAGGAGUACCAGAACGCAGUCCUUCAGAGCUACCACGACGUAUUCGACCAGAAGAGGAAGCAGUAUGUCAUUGGAGAACUUAUCUGGAACUUUGCCGACUUCAUGACUGCACAAGGGAUCACUCGUGUGGUGGGGAACAAGAAGGGUAUUUUCACCAGGCAAAGACAGCCCAAAGCAGGAGCAUUCAUCCUGAAGAAGAGGUACUGGAGGCUGGCGAAUGAAACGGGCAGACUUCCUCCUUGGACCAAGUACCCUGUUCACUCUGACAUGUUGUUGAGGUGUCCAGAACGUCAGAGGCUUGAUCCCAUGUAAGAACUACGCCUUCUGGAAAAGUGCUGGCCCUGAAACAUUUCAGUGUGUACACACAAGGUCAGGCCGUCUUGAAUUACAAACAGCUACGCUAUUCCUUCAGUGUGAAUCUAAAGAACAACUUGCAGGUCAGAAACCCCCUUUUUAUUUUAUAUGUAGAAAAAUGAAAAAAAUAUCUCAGUAUGUCCACUACAGAGAAGUUUUAGUUUUUUAUGCCAGUCUCAAAAACAGAACUUGGUCAUGAUGUCACAAGAGGGAGCAUGGCCAAGCUAGCUCAGGUUUAAUAAUAAGAAAUAUGGUUCCUAGAAGUAGUUUUGACAUUCAGGAGGUCAUAAAUGUUUAUUCAGAAAUAUGAAAACAAUUAGUCCUGGAAUCAUGAACCUGCCAGAUGUCAGGAGAUCAGGUGGAUUGUGGUGUGAGGACAGAGCAGCUCAGGUGUCUUGCUGAGUGAGUGACGUUUGAUAACUGAGCUAACGUUGUGUUGCACCUCCGUAAAGUUUGCCGUCAUCUAACCGGGUAGAACAGAACUAGUGUUGGCUGCACUGAUCAGCUGGUCGUAUCAGGCCUGUCUAACACAAACCGACAGUUUUAUGCUGCCUCAUGGUGAGAGAGAGCUGACAAACAGCACCACAAGCUGCGUGAACUGAAGGAACCGACCAGCUAUCAGUUCACAUGUCCAAACUUAGACAUCCCGUGCUGAACUUCAUCGUAUAUCUGGAAACAUAAUCUCCUGUCUGAAGUGAACGCUGCACGUGUCUGUGUUUUACAUUUCAGUCACAGCACCAGUGAACUCUUGUCUCUUCAUGUGCUCAAAGCUGGCCCCAGCAGGAGAGCAGCUUCGUUAAAAAAGUACAAAAAGUGUGGACUUGACAUCCUGACCAGCUGUAGUUUGGGGAACGCGCACAAAUACGAUAAUUCACCAUGAUGAGAAACUGUGAAAUGCAACACAAAGGGAAACUUUCUAAAUUAGAGCCGCUUAGACUCACGACGACUCCCUCCUGUGACGAAAAGAGAUUCUAAGAGCCCUGUUUAAAAUCCUGCAUCUGGAUUUCUGCCUUUCUAUCUUAAAAACAUGAAAUCGUACAUUAACUUUUCAAAUGACCAGAACAAGAAAUAUUGAAAACGUAACCUGCAAGUUGUUCUUGGAGAACUUCAACAACUAACACUAUAAUCAUUUUUCCAGUCUGGAGCUUUCUGCAAACACAUGUAAGACAUUUUUAAUGUACGUUAAAAAUUAGCCUCUAGUGCCUCAACAAAGGUGAAGAGUUGUGACGUGGUGUCCUAGAGCCUGACCAAUACGAGUAGGCAGAUAUUAUAACGCUACCAUAGCUGAUAUAUAUACAAAAGACAGAUUGAUACCAGAUUUUUUUUUCCCCCAUGAAAUCUGUAAUGAAAUUGGCCCCAGUAUCAGUCAGGCUCUACUGAGGACACACUCUGCUUCACAAUGACAUUUUUUUUAAGUUGAAUUUUAUAAAUUGUAUAGAAUUUUGUCUUAGAUGAGUUUGUUUCAGGUUUCACACAAAAUAAAAACUGAUCCACGUAUAUGUCCACACAGUAACACUGACUGGACCAACUGACAAACAUUUGGCUCAUCAUUUGUGGUUUAUUGAUAAUAUUGUAGAGCGAGCAAAGGGAAGAGCUGGACAGUAAGUGUGGUUGCUUUUUGUGUUGUUAUGUUACUAAUUUUGUCUGAAAAAUGUCUUCAAGGAGGCACAGAUUCCUGCUGGAGCUACUGCUGUAGUUUGGUCAGCCAUACUUGUAGUUUUCAUUUAUCCAGAAUUUAAAGCAAAUGAGUCCAAAGGUGCAGAUAAAUGCACACGUUUCACUGAAGUGUGACUAUUAGUUCAAUGGAAGCUACAGUCAGUGUCCAUGUUUGUGAGACCAGAGCCUGAGUGAAGACUGACAAGUUCUAACAGGACAUUCUGAUAGAAACAAGUCAAGUGGAGCUUUCUGCUGUUGUCAUUAAUGAGGGCAGGUCAGAACCAACUACAUCCAUCAGUGUGAAGCUCUGCCCUUUGCUCCAGUGUGAUAUGAAUCCAGCUGAUAGAAGGGAGUGACCACGCUGUCCCCUCUCAUUUAUGUGUCUCAGGAGAGAAUUUAUAAACUAAACAGAGUUCGAUGUUGGACGUUUACAAAAAAUGUAAUCUGUCAUUUCUGUGCGUUGCGCGACCAAUCAGAAUGUAUGUUUUUAUGAAGGCGGGGAUGUGAUUUAUUGUAAUGCUGAAUCAAACCAGAAAGGUUUUAUUUUUUUAAAAGAGAAAAUCAACAGAUAUUCUAUUGCAUUUGAAAUGUUAUUUCCAUCAAGGUAUUAAAGACAAUAUGCAAACUGUA